Uncinocarpus reesii 1704 is the source of this 894-nucleotide messenger RNA. RefSeq lists its product as uncharacterized. The record is from RefSeq and is a predicted model, not a curated record. Lineage: Eukaryota; Fungi; Ascomycota; Eurotiomycetes; Onygenales; Onygenaceae. The coding region runs from base 1 to 894 and encodes 297 amino acids. The transcript has a single exon.
AUGUCUGUUGCCUUGCCCUACUUCAAAGACGCAAGCCUGCUGCCCGGCCCGCUGCCGACCCAGGAAGAGAUCGAGACGGCAACCGAGGCGCUCCCCACGAUCCGAGACCCAACUUACGACGGCCGGAUUGUGGUGAUCAGGAAUCUGUAUGUGGUCAAAUAUGGCAACUUUGUGAUGGAGAACGAAGGCCAUGUGCUGCUCUACAUCGAGCGCCACCUGUCGAUUCCCGCACCGCGUCUGUACGCCAUGUACCGGAAGGACGAAAAGCUGUAUAUCGUGAUGGACUACAUUCCCGGAGAAAACCUGCACACGCUCUGGCCGUCGCUGUCGACGGUCGAGAAGAGCUUCAUCCUGGGCCAGCUACGCGCCAUACUCGACAAGAUGCGAUCGCUGCCGGCCCCCGAUUUCUUUGGCAGCGUCGCCAGAGGGCCGGUGCCGUACCGCUACUUCUACUCCAGAGAUCAAAACCCAGCCGUCACCGGGCCGUUUGCAAACGAAGCGGACUUUAGCAUGGCGCUCGCAGAGAAAUCGCGGUUGAACUGGGCAGACACCAACCAGCCCGGAUGGACGUCCAGGUUCUUCGCGCGCAAUCUGCCCGUGGCACUCAAGGGCCAUGACUGCGUGUUUACGCACUCCGACCUGCAUCCGCAGAAUAUCAUUGUUCAGCAACAGCAACAACCGGCCGACUCGCGGUCGACGAUGAAGUAUUAUAUCGUCCGCGCCAUCAUCGACUGGGAGACGGCCGGCUGGUACCCUUCGUACUGGGAGUACGCAGCGGCCUUUGCGCUUCUACAGUGGACGGACGACUGGCCGGAGAGUCUGGAGGCGGUUGUAGACCCUUGGCCGCUGGAGGCUGCCAUGCUGAAGUUUGUGCACCGGGACCUGGAGCUGUAG